Molecule: messenger RNA, 907 nt
Organism: Cariama cristata (Red-legged seriema)
Lineage: Eukaryota; Metazoa; Chordata; Aves; Cariamiformes; Cariamidae
Product: extracellular serine/threonine protein kinase FAM20C-like
Exons: 5
Biological process (GO): protein phosphorylation
Cellular component (GO): Golgi apparatus
Molecular function (GO): phosphotransferase activity, alcohol group as acceptor
Source: RefSeq, a predicted model, not a curated record
AUGCGGCGCCGUCUGCAAACGCUUUUCCAAAGGAAAUUUAAAGUCAGCCUCCUCUUUCUCCUGCUCUUGGCCCUCCUGGUGCACCUGGUGAUGGAUUUGGCUCUCCCCGCAGCCCGCAGGCCCUGCGGCUGCGAUGCCAAAGCACCCAAAACCUCAAGUGUCCCAUCAGGCAGCCCCGUGCUGGCCGGCCCCGAAAAGCUGAGCCUGCGAAUCCUUCAGGAUUUCAGCGGCAGCAACGGCUCCUUGGAGAAGCCACAGGGAACGGGGCUGCACGCGAGGGCUGGAGAGGGGAACGUGGCGGGGACCGAGGGGUCGAAGUUAGGAGCCCUCUUCGAGCAUCCCCUUUACAACAUCCCGAUCCCAGAGGUGACAGAGAAGGACAGGCUGUUUGUCGUCAACCCCGCGGAGAAGUUCAGCCUGCGCAGCAGCGGGAGCGAUGAAUGGGGCAGCAGCAGUAAAGCCGAGACGCUCCUCCCGACAGGGAAGACGGCCUACGAGACCUAUCCCACCUGGCUUAAAUUCCACGUCGGCAUCAACCGCUAUGAGCUCUACCCCCGCCGGGACCCCCUGAUGCCCAUCCUCCUCCGGGACUUGGCCACGCAGAGGAUCGUCGGCUCGGUCCAGAAGUCCGGCGGGACCCAGCUCAAGCUCAUCAUGACAUUCCCAAAUUACGGGCAGGCCCUCUUCAAGCCCAUGAAGCAGAGCCGGGACCAGGAGACCCCCAUCGACUUCUUCUACUUCUCGGAUUUUGAGCGGCACAACGCGGAGAUUGCAGCCUUCCACCUGGACAGGAUCCUGGAUUUCCGGCGAAUCCCCCCAGUUUCUGGCCGUUUGGUCAAUAUAACGAAGGAGAUCCGUGACAUCACCACAGACAAGAAACUGGCCAAGACUUUCUUCAUCUCCCCAG